AUGUCCAAGGCAGUGACAUCACAACUGGUAAAAAUAGUGGUACCGGCUGGCAAAGCUACACCUACACCGCCCGUGGGUCCUGCGUUAGGUGCCAGAGGAGUCAAAGCCAUGGAUUUCUGUAAAGAAUUUAACGCACGGACAGCAACGUUUACACCUUUAUUACCCAUACCAACGUUAAUAACGAUUAAUCCCGAUCGAACAUUCUCUUUCCAAACUCGUACACCACCCGUAUCAUGGUUGAUCAAGAAAACUUUAGGAUUGAAUAAAGGUUCAGGAGAAGCAAUGACUAAAUCUACUGGAACGAAAUUAUCACUGAAGCACGUUUACGAAAUUGCCAAAGUGAAAUGUCAAGAUGAAGAUUUGAAAGGAUUGGGUGAAGAAAGGAUAGCUAGAGGCGUAUUGGGUACUGCAAGGAGUUUAGGUGUGGAAGUUGUACCAUAG
Molecule: messenger RNA, 441 nt
Organism: Kwoniella shivajii
Lineage: Eukaryota; Fungi; Basidiomycota; Tremellomycetes; Tremellales; Cryptococcaceae
Product: ribosomal protein L11
Exons: 3
Coding region: 1-441 (146 amino acids)
Biological process (GO): translation
Cellular component (GO): ribosome; mitochondrial large ribosomal subunit
Molecular function (GO): structural constituent of ribosome; large ribosomal subunit rRNA binding
Source: RefSeq, a predicted model, not a curated record